GCGGUUUUAAAACUUAGUCUCAGCCUCCUCUUCUCAGAGUGAGCGUGAACAUGGCGAGCGCUGGAAUAUCUGAGCAGGACAUGGAGAAGAAGAUAGAGGAAACAAGACAGAGGUUCCAGAAUGAGUAUCUAAAAGAUUCAUCCGACAGGUACGACUCCAGGGAUGUGGACAGGUUGCUGCGUGACGACCUGCUGGUUGACGGCUACCUCACGUGGCGCUUCUUCGUCGUAGACGAUGCCUUGAAAAUGAUUGACGAAAGCUUUCAGUGGAGGAAAGAGUUCAGAGUAAAUGACCUUGCUGAAGGCCUCGUGCCCAAGUGGACAUUCGAGACGGGUGCUGUCUAUAUCCAUGGUUACGAUAAAGAAGGCAACAGGUUAUUCUGGUUCAACGUCAGGAAGCAUUUCAAGGAUUCCAAGACUGUGCGGGACAAGAAAAGUUACGUGGCCUUCUGGCUUGAGCGCCACGUAGUGCAACACCCGGACAUGCCCAUCACCGUGGUGUUCGAUAUGUCAGACACUAGCCUCAGCAACAUUGAUCUGGAGUUUGUGAAAUAUAUAAUUAGUUGCUUCAAAGUGUAUUAUCCAAAGCUAUUGUCCAAGAUGCUCAUGUACGAGAUGCCUUGGAUCAUGAAUGCGGCCUGGAAAAUUGUGAAGACGUGGUUGAGUCCAGAAGCCAUCAACAAGCUGAAGUUUCUUUCAAAGAGCGAAAUCCAGAGCUACAUUGACACUGAGCAGCUACCAUCACAUAUGGGGGGAACUGAUUCCUUCAAGUACACUUACCCUCCACUCCCCGAUGAAGAUUCCCACUCCUCCAUAGCUAAGAACGGACCGUGUGAUAAAGUGGAAGAAAAUGGAGUAUUGGAUGGCGCUGUAAUGCCGAAAAAGGACUGAUAAGGGAUCAUGCUGCAUCUUACCAGAACAAGUGCAGAAACUUGGAUAUGUCUGCUGCAGGACAGGCAGACGUGCUCUUUUGGGUAUUUGUGAGCACCCAGACUACACCAGUUCAUCACCCCUGUGUUUGUACUCAUACAGUAAUAGUGUGUACCUAAUUCAAGUUUUCAACAUUUAACACAUAAAUCUCAGUAAAUAUGUUUUCUUCUAUGCAUAUUGCGCUAAACUGUCUUUAACUAUUCAAGCAGUGAUCAAAUAACACUCCAUCUUCUCACACACAUUUUACUUUAGUAUUGGGUCUGUGCAAGUAUUAAUGUGGUUACACAAUAUCCAUUCUGACCUCUGUAUAGACCCUUGAAUAUUCAUACUGCUGACUGCUGUAUCUGACUGAAGCUACGGAGCAAAUGGAGCUCAUGCAGCACAUGGCAUAGUGUGAUCAAACCCGAAUUUAGUGCCUUGUCUCCAUUAAAGCUUGAAUUAUACAGCUUAUUGAUUACAUCUAUGGAAAAAUCAGGUUAUGACUAAUUUGAUUACAUUUAAUGUAUUGUUGACUCAGUGACUCAGCUUCGUACUGUAUGUUGUGUUGAAAUAUCACAUGCAGGGCUCCCACCCUUACUCAUGACCCAUGAUGCAUUUCUUUUAAUUUAUAAAUGUUUUUAUAGUUUUAAAAAAAUUGAAAUUGCCGAACAUGUUAUAUAAGGUAAUGAUGUUCUCGUUGCUUAAUGCCACCUCUAAAUCUCAGUUGUUAUCCUGUGUGAGUCACUGGGUUGAGUCCUCUUUCCUGCAGUUUUCUCUGCCUGUAAAAGGCACAUAGGGCACAGGAAGCAUUCACAGAGUGGGUGCAAAAGUCAUUUAUCGGUGUUUCAAAAUGUGUCAUUUGUUACCGCUUUAUAUGGUGCUCUGUAGUUUUUCGUUUGUAUGGUUUUAUAUUGUAGUACAACAUUACUGUUAGUAAUAUUGUACUGCAAUAUAAACAUGCAACAUGCAAUCAUUUUAAUCUUAAUUUCUCACAAUCUCGACCGAUUUAAACAUGCAUCCAGAGUUAAUUGCCUUAAUUGUUUGAGCAUGGAUUACUGUUCUGACACAUUUCGGCACAGUAAUCAUCCCCAGUAGGAUGAUUUCACAUGCAGAUACAACAUUCCUCCAUCAUUUCAGACUUUUUAUUUCUAUGUAACUUAACAACAAAUGUGCAGAAGGCCAUACAGGUGUCACCUAGCACCAUGUGAUUUUUUUUGUUGGAACUAGAUUUACCACUCUUGUAUUGAUCAUUAUAUUCAACACUAUUUAUGCAUGACCCAUCUCUUUACCGUUGGCUUGGACAUUUUUAAGUAAAGUUAGUGCCUGUAGUCACUCUGUGUGUUUGUCUUAUGUAAGAUGUGGAUGAUCAUAUGCUAUAUAAUACGGCGACCACUCCAUAGCUCCACAGGUUACUGAAUAAGUUAUAUUGCUAUAGUGAUCUCUUACAAUAUUUCAUUAGUGUUUUAUGUGGUCAUGGCGGCAGAGCAGGUACCGCCAGUGUCCCCAACCUGCUUGGGGGGUUAGGGAUUUGCGUAUUUCUCCUGGUGUUUUGCACCCCUUGACAUGCACUGGCAGACCACUCCUGUUCCUCCUUUAACUUGGAAACCACGAGAGUGGUUGGAAGCAACAAUGUUGGAAGUUGAGUCGAAUGCGAUUCGGUGGCACAUCCAUUAAUCUUUCAUUUCAGCUUUUUAUUUAUGGAUCUCAAAUAAGAUACUUUGAAUCCUUUAAACUUUUGAAAUACAAUGGUUUAAUUUGUGAUUUUUAUUUUCAAUAUGAAAUUCAAGUACAGAUGCUCCUUGACUAACGAUGUGGUUACAUUCCAAUAAAGGGUAAGUGGAAAAAUCGGAAGUCGAAAAAGAAUACAGUACAAAAAAUACAAAGGAUUACAAAGAAUACAGUUUCGUCUCUAGAGUAAUUAUUUUCCUCUUUUUCUUCCACCCAGAAGCAGGAGACACACAUGGACAUUUAGUAGACAUGAUGAUAUGCAAAAACACUAAAUACAAAGUGCUUUCAGCACAGUACUGGUUGUUUACACUCAUCUGCAUGAUCGCUACAGAGAUCUACUGCGAGCGUGGUUGAGUGGAUGCUGCGGCUUGCUGCCAUCGCCCAGCAUCGGGAGAGAGUAUCGUACCACAUAUUGCAAGCGUGGGAACAGAUUGAAAUUCAAAAUUCGAAGUACGGAUUCUACCGAAUGCGUAUCGCUGUCGUACCAUAGUAACUUUGAAAAAUCGUAAGUCAAACCGUCGUAAGUACAGGAGCAUCUGUAGUCUUUUUCCAAUGUGUUUGAUAUUUCUGUAAUACAGUUCUUGUUUUGCAGCAGAAUAAUUAAACUCUUGGGUGUUGUUUUAUUUAAAUGAGAAUACAUUUGUGCUUUAAUUAAGGGAAUUUAUUGCUGAAAGACUGUAGCGAGCAUGUGUCUUACAUAAGAAAGGAAGUAUUUCCAGUUUAAAUUGGAUGACUGUGUUAUUAUAAACUGUAAAAUAUGACAAAUGUAGUCUGAUAAUAUCUUGUAUGUGAUAUUUCCUUUUUUAUAAACUUUUGUGGGUUUUUUCCAUUUGACAGUUGUCCCCCAGAUUUAAGUACAUGGAAGAAAUAUUCAAGUGUAUUGGCCAUUUAUUUCCACUUAUGUUUAACUGCACAGUGAAGUACUUCCAGCAAUCAGAUCAUCCCCAUUUUUGUGGGCAGAGUCAAUGCAAUGUCUAAAGCUUUUCACUUAGAAUUGUAUUUUUUACUUGGCUGUAAUAUUUAAUA
Molecule: messenger RNA, 3662 nt
Organism: Scleropages formosus (Asian bonytongue)
Lineage: Eukaryota; Metazoa; Chordata; Actinopteri; Osteoglossiformes; Osteoglossidae
Product: motile sperm domain-containing protein 2-like
Exons: 10
Coding region: 51-890 (279 amino acids)
Cellular component (GO): endomembrane system; endoplasmic reticulum-endosome membrane contact site
Source: RefSeq, a predicted model, not a curated record